AUGAGCACCAUUCAACUGCUCGGCGACAAAUUCGAUGGCACUCCGGCGACGGUUUCACCGGUUUCGAUAAGACCCAAGGGAGACCGCACACGUCGGGUGAUGAUGGUUCAGCCGGCUUCGGCUGGCGGAAACUUUGAAUACAUCGCCAUACCGCGCCAAGGCAUGCUGUACCUCUCCGGCGCUUUGGAACAGUGGGACGGCCCAUAUGUGUACGAGCGGGACAUCUGGUUUGAAGACCGCCUGGGUCGCAUGGACCCCGACAGUGAUCUGGAUGGCAUCGACAUAUUGAUGGUGACGUCUCUGAUUAAUGAAACCCCUCGAGGUUAUGCACUGGCUCGGGAAGCGCGUGAGUUCCAUCCCAACCUGAUCAUAUUGGGCGGCGGCCCGCAAAUGAGUCCGUUGCCCGAGGAAGCCAUCGCCCGGGGCGGGUUUGAUGUAAUAGUAAUUCAGCAGUUCCUGGGCUACCGGCUCAUAGAGCGGGAAACCGAGUACAAGCGGCUGGCGCAGCUGGAAGAUCUGGCCGCUGACGGCCUGAUUCACACCGGUCGCAACGGCAAGAUCAACGUGUUUAUCUCUGACGACCUGCACACGCCGCCGCUGCGAGCCGUGAAGUUCCGUAACGAGCGGCUGGAGCGGUUGAAAGGCUGGAAAAGCCGCACCGACUCCAUGGGCAUGAUCUGUCAGGCACGGGCCGAAAUCGGGCAGGACGACGAACUGGCCGACGCUUUGCUGGAUGCCAACGUCAAGAUGCUCUAUCUCGGAGUGGAAUCCAACAAUGCCGAAAGCCUGAAGGCGGUCAACAAGCGGCAGGAACCGGGCCAGAUGGAAAAGGACUUGGUACGCCUGAACGAGAAGGGUUUCUCGGUAGUGGCCAUGACCAUCAUCGGUUUGCCCUACGAUACGGAAGAAUCCAUCAUGACGUUGGCUGACUGGGUAAAGCAGUACAGCCGUUAUCAGACGGCCAACCUGCUUACGCCGCUGCCGGCGACAUCCAACUGGGACCUGAAACCCCUGAACGCCAACGGCGAUCUCUUGCAAGAGGGCGAGAUGCGGCCUUACGAACUUUACACCGGACGCCAAUUGGUACACGAAGACGAACGAUGGACGAUGGCGCAAAGCCGCGACCUUUUCGACCGUUACAGCGCCAAGUUGACCUCGAUCGAUGCCCUUUACGGCCGUAUCUUCCGAAUCCUGGGCAACUAUCGGAUGCGGCAGGCCCGCAGCGUGCAAGACCUGUCUGAAACUACCGAAACAAUGCGCGACUGGUCGCAACAGGUUCAGCAAGCCGGCAAAGAGUUCGGCGAAAACCUGCACCUGCGAGUGACGGAGCUGGCGGAGACUUUCCGUUCAGUCAGUCAGCCGCUGUCCAACGCUCGUUCGGAAUUUGUGGAUAACCUGCGGACGCGCAUCAACGAAGUAUCGGAUUCACUGCGGAUUUAUGCUGAAAUGGCAGACACCGGCAGCAAGGAUGUCGCCGCGAGUAUUUCGGUGCGCGUGAACGAAGUAACGGACCUGCUGAACUCCGUGCUGGACUCAACUGGUCAGCGCCAGAAUUCCAACCGAGCAAGCUGA
Messenger RNA from Geodia barretti, 1572 nucleotides. NCBI's taxonomy places the organism in Eukaryota, Metazoa, Porifera, Demospongiae, Tetractinellida, Geodiidae. The record is from the annotation of a GenBank genome assembly.